UUUGGUGCACUACCGAGUACCGACUUUAUAGUCACUGAUUUUUUUUUUCAUAUUUGUAAAAUUGUCUAAUGUUUACCAUAAGAGUAUGAUACUUUAGGUCUUAAGAAUUAAGAGCGAUUAUAUUGUAAUGUUACUGUUCAACAAAAUAAUACGUCAACAUCGUAGCCAUUUGAUUGAUUUAAAAUCAUCCUCUGUAUGUUUGUAUUAAUGUAGGUAUGCUCAAGAAAUAAUUCCGGCGAUUUUUAUACUUCCAUAAUUACUAUGAUGUGCAGCAGCAACAACAGCAGCUAAUAUUUAUUGGUAACGGCUAAUUUGUAACAUUUUGUGAAGACAGAUUAAUUCAAAUGUCUAGUGAUAAUAUGUCCUCGAAUACAGAAGAUUUGCCAUUGGAUGCUGGUAAAGCAUUUCGCAUGAGUGACGGUGAUUGGAUCUGUCCAAACGCUCAGUGUGCAAACAUAAACUUUGCUCGUCGCACACAUUGUAACCGAUGUAAUAAGGAACGUGAAGAUUUACCAAUCAAGAAAAAAGCUGGUGCUGAAAUUGGUAAAGCAGCUGCUGAAAAGAGUAAAGGUCUGUUUUCUGCUGAUGACUGGCAAUGUAGUAAGUGUGGCAAUGUGAAUUGGGCACGUCGAUCUCAAUGUAAUAUGUGCAAUGCGCCUAAAUUUGCUGACCCAGAGGAACGUACUGGUUAUGGAGGUGGUUAUAAUGAUAGAGGCGUUGUUGAAUAUGUCAAACGAGAAGAUUCGGAUGACGAAUAUGACGAGUUUGGACGUAAGAAAAAAAAACAAAAACGAGGUAGUGGUUCUAUAAGUGAAGAUUCCAAUAGUCAAAAUGGCAGAGAAGAUAAUAAUGAUAGAGGAAAAAAUAAAACAUGGUCAAAUGCUAUUAUUGAAAAUGAUGAUGAUGAUGAAGACGACGAUGACGAUGAUGAUGAUGAUGAAGAUGGAGAUCUUUCAAAGUAUGAUUUGUCUGAAUGGGAUGACUUAGCAGCCCAAGCCAAAAGAGAUAGAUCAAGAUCAAGAUCACCAUUAAAAUAAUUAUGAUUUAAAUAUUUUUUAAAGUUAUGGCUAUUUACAACGUUGUUGACCAGUCUACAAUCAAUAUUUUCCAAUAAAUCAACUAUAUCACAAACUAAUUUAGUAAUUAGAUCAUAUGUAUUUCUGAUAUUUUAUUUAUUUUGAUCACUAUCAAUUUAUAUUUUAACCGUUACAUGUUUUUAUUUUACUUAUAUUAAUUAAUGUAAUGUAAGCAUAAAAAACCAAAAUACUAAAGUUAUGUCAUUAAAAUAAGUUGUACAGCUUUUUUUCAUUUUAAAUAUUUCCAAUUUACCUUGUUUUGGGAUAUAUUAGUAAUAAUAUAUUUUCUUUGUUUCACAAAAUUAAAAAACUUUUAUCUUAAUACUUUCACCAAUUUUUGACUAAUUAAAAUUUGUGUUAAUCUGUUGCAGUCAGUAUUAAUAUUUCUAUCCAGUUAAAUAAUAUAACAUGUAAUAUUGUAUUAACUUAGUACAAAUACGUUGAAUUCUAUUUAAUUAAAGCAUUGACUUCCAAGAAUUAAUUUGUUAUUAAAAUAUUUACAUAAACUUUACACUUUUGAUUGCUGACUACCUUUAUUUUGUGAGUUAAUUAUCAAGCAUUGAUUAUUAAUUAUUUCGUUUAAUUAUUGGAAAUAGACUUAAGUUGAAGUAUCAAUAAUAUAAUAUGUACCAAUUUGAAUAAUAUUUUUGUAUUUUUAUUGGAAUUAUUUUUUUUUCAUAAUUGUAAUUUUUAAAUAUGAUUACAUUAUUACUUGCAAGUAUUUUUACAAUUAAAACUUAAAAUUUAAAAUUUUUAGAUUAAAUUGACUGAAAUAAUAAUAAUACUUUCAUAUUAGUUAAAUAUGUCUUAAAUUGUAUAAUCUUGAUAUUACUCAUACAGUAUAAAAUUUAAACCAUCAACAUUUUUAAUACAAAAUUAUUAUCUGUGUACAAAAAAUUGUCAUAAAUAAUAUAACUUAUUGCAUUUUUAUGAUCAUAAUUCAAAUUUUUUGCAUCAUAAAUUAUUAUAAAAUGAUAUAACUGUAAAUGUUAAUAAAAAAAUUCAAUAUUAUUAUAUUAAUUUUUUUUUAAGACUUGUCCCUUGGCUAGUUUUUUUUAUAAAUUUAUAAUCAUAAAAAUGUAUAGUAUGUGCAUUUUUAUGUUCAAGAAUCUUUAAUUUAUUUCACAUAAAUUUAUCAAUUUUAUUAUAUUUUAAUACUUAUCAUUCAUUUUGUCUUUGUAAGUAUGGGUGUCUAGAUUUUUUUUUUUUACAUUAUCUAGAUGUAUUUAUAUUACCUACCAGAUAAAACUAAUCUUGGAAUUGAAAACAAAGUUACCUAUGUGAUUUUAAUUCUGGACAGGUAGAUUAAAAAUUACCCAAUUAAUAACACAUACCUUAAUCAUGUAAGCAAUCUAUUUUUUACAUGAAAUAAAAUAUAAAAUGAGAUAUUAA
Aphis gossypii (cotton aphid) is the source of this 2468-nucleotide messenger RNA. RefSeq names its product zinc finger Ran-binding domain-containing protein 2-like. The transcript has 3 exons. The record is from RefSeq and is a predicted model, not a curated record. Gene Ontology annotation, molecular function: lipopolysaccharide binding; RNA binding. Lineage: Eukaryota; Metazoa; Arthropoda; Insecta; Hemiptera; Aphididae. Gene Ontology annotation, biological process: RNA processing. Bases 345 to 1037 code for a protein of 230 amino acids.